UAAACUGCGAGAAAAACAAUGAAUGCACCUGCUCUUCACGGCAUUAGUCACGACGUUUUGUAUCUUCUUCACUGUGACCCAAAAACCUCCUCGCAAAUCGACCGAUAACAUUGACCCCGCAGACUGUCAAGAAAAAACUCUUUUCUAGACUUAAGACCUAAAAUGCUGUGUUCUGAUUGCUUCAUGUGUUUUUGCUUCUUUUCCAAUGCCUAAAAGAUGAUAAUUGUUGAUAUACAAUUCUUCAUUGUUUAAUCCUCCCUCUCUCUCUCUUUAAGCAUUAUGAGGAGGAAAAAGGCCAAGCUGAUUAAACCAAGUAGAUUUUAUCAAGAGACUCUUGAUAAAACCUCCUUGAUUAAACUUAAGAAUUUAAUGCCCCUGUUUGUUUCUAUCUGAUGUGUUAGUCCGCUUCGCUCUGAAUAAAGACGUGUGCGCAUGUAGGAGUUGACUACGUCAUAAUAUGACGUGACAGUGAUUGUAAGGUUGGCGUGGAUCGAAUUCUGAAUAGACUGCAGGAAGAAAGCGAAAGCUAAGAAACGACUUGUCCCACAAAAGAUCGUCACAACGGGAACAGGUUAGAUGGCGAUAGCGGUGGAGAAAGUCACUUUUAUGCAGUUGGCGCGCAUCUACCGUUUGAAAAGCAUCCCAGGUGCAACACUUGCAUUUCUCUGUGUGGCGAUGGCUUGAAGAAACAUCGCUUCUUGUUCGGAUCCACCAGUUAGUACUAGUCCAGCGGAGAACACCUCGUGUCCUACAUGACAUUGUUGGACCAGUGUCACGGACACGGCAGGAACUGAAGCUGUUGACGUCAUACCUGGAUAGGGUUCCAUCCGGCGAGCCGACGCAGACGUCAGACGGGCCUUGGUCGUGCGCGCCACCCCGUCUCUGUCCUGCUGGACUUCCGCCAGACCUGGACACGGCUUUAGGACCCACAUCACCCGGCCGUUUAUUUACUGACGUCUGGGGCGGGUAGUCUUCAAGAUAACAAGGUGGACCGAGCGCUGUGAGAGUGAGCUCAGCUGCGUCAGCGUGCGUCCGGCCGUCGUGACCGGCGCGCCUCCAGCCCGGCCUAUCGGGAGGCGGAUAUGGAACCUGCGGAAGUAGAGGUGCACUCUCCCGCCAGCGUGCAGCCGAGCCCCGGGGAUCAGAUUCAUCCGGAGAAAGAACAAAGACGUGGAGAUAUAAAGGAAGCUGCGAGUCCGGCAAACAUCAGUGCAUCCAGAGGAGUGGAUAUCGGUAGCAUCCCUUCCGUGGAGCGGCCGGACAGUGUGAGUACACCAGGACACAGCUCUCGGGACUGGACAGCAGACGGAGAAGGUAAACCUAACGGGGAGGACGUGAAAAACCGAACGGACGUCACUAGCAUCUCUGUCGAGGACAGUAGGGAAAAGGACAAGGCGCGGGAAGGAGAGAAGAGUGACGAGGCGACAGGUACUGUGUAUGAGAACUACCGCCAAGCACAGGAGACGCUGUACGGCAGCCACUGUCCCUCCCCGGAGACACUGUACGAGCCGAAACGUCCCCCACGCGGCCAGGAGACGUACUACAGCGGGGUCUACCCAGCUCCACAGGUGGUACCAGCCGGAGGCUACGCCUACUUCCCUCCGCACCGGUCCGACGCCAUGGCCCCCCAGCCCUUCCCUCUCGCCCGCCCGCACCCUUACACCUACCUGAACCAGGUGGGCUCCACCCCGACGUCCCCCCACGGUACCGUGAGCGUCUGGUCCUCCGGCUACCCCGCAGGCAUCGGGAGGCCGAGCCCCAGCCCCGUCCUGGCCGCCAUACAGGUCAGGAACCGCAUCCGUCGUCGGUCAGGCGUCGAUGUCGACGAGGACGGAAACCCCAUCAAGAUCGCCCGGAGAAUUUUCACCAACUCGCGUGAACGUUGGCGCCAGCAAAACGUCAACGGUGCCUUUGCCGAGCUGAGAAAAUUAGUCCCCACCCACCCGCCAGAGAAGAAAUUAUCAAAGAAUGAAAUUCUACGACUAGCCAUGAAGUAUAUCCGCUUCCUCCAGAAACUGCUCGCUGACAUGGACCGGGAUGCGGAGGGCGAGUCGGACCCCGCCCAGCAUGAGCAUGAGCUGCCGACGUCCUCCACCAACCCAGACGGGAACGAAGCGCCCAGUAGCCCGGACACUGAGAGCGAGACUCACGGUGGAACGGCGAACGGUGUUCUCACAGGAGAGGACGACAGCGGCGAGGUUGGAGCUUAACUGAGAACUGAAGAUGGAGUUCUACUCUGCACUCUGGCUGCUUUUUGACGUCUUUGCAGGCGUUCUUAUCGGACAUUUCUGUUUAGUCAGAUUUUCUUUCUGUCGACGGCCAGGCAAACGACAAAGAAACAACAACAACAAAAAAAAAAAA
This is a messenger RNA of Branchiostoma floridae (Florida lancelet), 2361 nucleotides long. RefSeq names its product protein lyl-1-like. NCBI's taxonomy places the organism in Eukaryota, Metazoa, Chordata, Leptocardii, Amphioxiformes, Branchiostomatidae. The record is from RefSeq and is a predicted model, not a curated record. Bases 1083 to 2210 code for a protein of 375 amino acids. Gene Ontology annotation, molecular function: protein dimerization activity; DNA-binding transcription factor activity, RNA polymerase II-specific; RNA polymerase II cis-regulatory region sequence-specific DNA binding. The transcript is spliced from 4 exons. Gene Ontology annotation, biological process: regulation of transcription by RNA polymerase II.